Messenger RNA from Triticum dicoccoides, 1121 nucleotides. RefSeq names its product phosphatidylinositol transfer protein 3-like. The record is from RefSeq and is a predicted model, not a curated record. Lineage: Eukaryota; Viridiplantae; Streptophyta; Magnoliopsida; Poales; Poaceae. The coding region runs from base 193 to 960 and encodes 255 amino acids. The transcript is spliced from 3 exons.
ACCCCGCACCCAUCUCUUCUCACUUGUUCCAGCAGCUCUCGCACUCCUCUGCCGCUAUAAAAUCGAGGGCCUCCCGGACGAGCCGCUCUGUAUCCAGCCGCAGCCGUUGCCAACUACUCCUCCUCUCGAAUCGCGGCAAGGCAAUCAACCGGGGCCGGCGGGUCGGUUGAGGAAGGAGGCCGGGGGCGCGGCAUGGACUGCGGCGGUGAGGAGCAGGCGAGGCAGAACGGCCAUGCCGGCGACGGCGGCGACCCGGCGGAGUGGAAGAAGGUGGCCGAGCUCCGGGCCGUGGUGGGGGCGCAGGACCCCGCAGCCAAGGAGGAGGACGACUUCAUGCUGCGCCGGUUCCUGCGCGCCCGAGACCACAACAUCAGCAAGGCGUCGGCGAUGUUCCUCAAGUACCUGAGUUGGAAGCGCGGCGCCAAGCCUCGCGGCUCCAUCACCGAGGCCGAGGUGCGCGGCGAGCUCGUGCAGGACAAGCUCUACAUUCAGGGCUUCGACAAGACGGGCCGCCCCAUGAUCUACCUCUUCGGCAACCGCCACUUCGCCGCCAAGCGAGACCUUGAGGAGUUCAAGCGAUACGUCAUCUACAUCCUUGACAACACCUGCACCAAGUUGCCGGCAGGGCAGGAGAAGUUUGCGUCGGUGGUGGAUCUCAAGGGGUGGGGGUACGCGAAUUGCGACAUCCGGGCGAAGCUGGCGGCGUUGGAGAUCAUGCAGAACUACUACCCGGAGCGGCUGGGCCGGGUGUUCUUGAUCCACGUGCCUUACGUGUUCAUGGCGGCGUGGAAGAUGGUCUACCCCUUCAUCGACGACAACACCAAGAAGAAGUUUGUCUUUGUUGCAGACAAGGACCUUGACGGCACGCUUCGGGACGCCAUCGACUUGUCCCAGCUGCCCGAGCAGUACGGCGGCAAGCUCAGACUCGAGGGAUACAAGAGCUCGUCGACAACGCUAUAGUCAACGUGUGACUGAUUUGGUUUAUUAAGGGUGUCCAGUUGUGUGAAAGUAUGCUACAUUGCCCCGCUUGAUAAGCAAGUAAUACUCAUCCUUUCAUCUAUGCAGGGCCGUUUAACUCUUGUCUUAAGUCAAGCUAUUUUAAGUCUGAUCGAUUUCGUUGA